Oldenlandia corymbosa var. corymbosa is the source of this 1047-nucleotide messenger RNA. The record is from the annotation of a GenBank genome assembly. Lineage: Eukaryota; Viridiplantae; Streptophyta; Magnoliopsida; Gentianales; Rubiaceae.
UGCUUAUCACUGAUUCACUCCUUUUAAUGAUCUGCUGUGUUGUUGUGAUGAUGACAUGUUGCCAAGAACCCCCCAACGACGACGCCGGAGGAGGAGGAGGAGAACCGGUGACCACUGGCGGUCAAAACUCCGUUCAUCAUGAUCAUAAUAGGGUGUCCGCGCCACGGCCAGAGCAACCAGCUGCGGCAGCGACAAUUCAACAACAACCAACUAGCACCGCGGGUGGGCCGUCGCCGGUGACAGCGAAGGUGGUGGUGUACGAUGUCUUUGACAAUUAUGAAUGUUCGAUAUGUCUUUCGACAGGUGGAAGUUCGAGGGGGAGGACACUGCCAAUCAAGUGGAUGGUACUUCAAGGAUGUGGGCAUAGGUUUCAUGUUGAUUGUCUUUCUGUUUGGAUGUCGGUUCAUAAAACUUGCCCUUUGUGUCGGGCUGAGCAACGUUCCGAUCCGGCCAAUUUUCAGGAUCUUCACAGUCAACUUGUGUCUUACAAGCUGCACCUCAAGGCACAGCAACCGGUCAAUCCAGCCACUGCUGACGUUGCUCAAUCAAGUUCCUCUCAUUCUACUCGCGGUGGUCGUGGUUUUCAGCAUGGUAAUGGCCGCGGGAAUAGAGGAGGUCGUGGCGGUCGGCGUGGUUCCUUCAUUGCUCCUUCCACUCCUGGGAUGUCUUGUCAACUUUGUGGUUACCAAAAUCAUACAGUAGCCACAUGCUGACGUCAGUUUGAUCCAACUCUUAUGCCUCGUCAAUCUCAGUCCUCCGCUUCACCUGAUGGGCUUCUGGCUACACCACCUAUCCAGGCUAACCUUGCUGCACAUUCCCCGUCCACUCCAUGGUACCCUGAUUCUGGAGCAACUCAUCAUUCCCAUCCCUGAUCUCUCAUCCCUAGGCAUCACCAAUGACUACCAUGGUACGGAUCAUCUCACUGUUGGCAAUGGUCAGUCUCUUUCUAUUCAACACAUUGGUCGUUCAAUUCUUCCUUCUUUCUCUAAACCUUAAUAUUUGCAAAAUGUCCUUCAUGUUCUAUCCCUUACUAAACCUUUAUUAUCU